CAACACAUUCGUUAUUAACAAACAUGCACUUGUCCAAAUUAUGCCGGGUCUUAAACACAAAAAUAUUACAAAAUAAUUUACAACAAUCUGGAAGUGAUGUACGACGACUGGCUAGUAAUUACAAAAGACCACAUUUAAGCACUAAAAGUGACCAAUUGCUUGAAAUAAAAAACACAUACUUUCGUAAUCGAACCGAAUUAACUACUAACGAUUGGCAAACGGUAACUGAAAUAUUAAUUAAAAAUUAUAAACAUAUUAACACAAAUAAUGUGGAUGCUGUUAUAGUGGGUGUGUGUAGCAGUGCCGAACAUUUGUUAUUGGCAAAAAGUUAUAUUAGGCAUUUGGAGGAAAAUGGUAAACAGCCCAAUGAGGCUACAUUGGGAAAAUUGCUGAAAGUGUACAAUGCUGCAUACCAUGCAAGAGGAGGCACUACAGAUGCUCUAUCCAAAGAAGAACAAGAGGAAAUAUUGGAGAUUUAUAAAAGAAUGAGGUCUAAACAUGAUAUAUUAGAUUCUUUAUCAUGCGAAAAUUUAAUUUGUGGUUUGGUAGCAACAGAAAAGUGGAAAGAAGGUUUGGAUUUAUUAGAAAUGAUGAAAAUAUCCAGUAAUGCUCCAAGUUUACCUGCCUAUACUGAAAUAAUUAUCAAAGCAUUUGCCACCAACAAUUUGUCCUUGGGAUGGCAGCUAAUGAAUCAAAUGAUUGAACAACGGAAACAGCCAAAAUGUGAAAUAUUUAUAACUUUGUUGGACACAAUUCUAAAACAUCAUGUUAAAGAUUUUCACACAGAAGUAGAAAAUAUUUUCAAAUUCCUUGAAGCUCAUGAUAUUCUUAUAACACAAAGAGUUGUCAACGCUUUACAAGACAUUGCCAUGAAACAUUCCAAUCUAUUGGUGGCAACACCUUCUCAAUUGAAACGUUACGGCAAAUGUUCUGCAUGUGGCCUUCAUAUGAAAAAUGUUUCACUGAGUGAUGAGGACUUUAAGAAAUUACAAACAUCUUUUCUAGAUAAAGUUCUAAUAAGAAAUGACGUUUUUCAAAAGUCUACACCUCAAGAAGUUAAACAAUUUUGUGACUAUGUAGAAAAAACAGGACCGUAUGAUUGUGUUGUAGAUGGUCUUAAUGUCGCCUACGCCAUGGGGAGUAAAAAACCAACUCAAGCAUUGGCAAAUUUGGUAGCAUCUGUUGUGAAAUAUUUCCACAAUAAGAAUAAGUACGUUUUAAUUUUAGGACGUAAGCAUAUGAACAAAUGGCCGAAGAAAACAAUGCAAUAUGUCAAGGAGAAUGCAGCUGUGUUCCUAGCUAAUGACAUCUCUCAUGAUGAUCCAUUUUUAUUGUAUGCCGCUUUAAAAAGUGGCCAAUCGACUGAUUUCUUUUCAAGAGAUUUUAUGCGACAACAUGCUUUUCUUCUUGGUCCCGAGCUUAAAACCAUCUUUCGCAGGUGGCAACAGGAACAUCAAUACUCACUGGUAACGCAAACAGAAAGUGGUAAAAUUAUUGUUAAGGAACCCAUACGCCAUUUAAUGUGUGCCCAUAAAGUUCAGGAUAUAUGGCAUGUGCCUUAUAAAAACGAGUUUUCUCCAAAUAUUACAGAUAGUUUUGAAAUACCUGAAAAUUGGUUGUGUUUGAAAAUUAUUGAAUAAAUAUAUAGAAAUAUGUCA
Molecule: messenger RNA, 1658 nt
Organism: Calliphora vicina (urban bluebottle blowfly)
Lineage: Eukaryota; Metazoa; Arthropoda; Insecta; Diptera; Calliphoridae
Gene: mldr
Product: mitochondrial ribonuclease P catalytic subunit
Exons: 3
Coding region: 24-1640 (538 amino acids)
Biological process (GO): tRNA 5'-leader removal; mitochondrial tRNA 5'-end processing
Cellular component (GO): mitochondrial ribonuclease P complex; mitochondrion
Molecular function (GO): ribonuclease P activity; protein binding
Source: RefSeq, a predicted model, not a curated record